GGCAGCCUGUUGCUCUUGGAGCUCCCCCCGGUUGUGUGAGAGACGUGCGCUGAACGCGCUCUCGCGGCGGAGAAAGCGGCGGCGCUGAACGGUUCAUCUCGCCGAGCAGCGCUACAACGGCGGCUGUCCCACUCGGAAAUCGCGCGGGAAGCAUGCGUUCCUCGCCGCUGCCCAAGACGUCGUCGUCGGAUGGCUGUGCCGAGUAGCUGGAACGCUGUUCCGGGACGUCUCGAUCGUCGGUGUUGUUCACCGAGCAGCUGCCACCGGUUCGCUGUCACGUGAGCGGGAGGCGAAAUAAGAAAACGAAACGACGCCGAUAUCGACGACAGUGUGAUCGGCGAUUCCGGUUUUCGACGGUGCAUGAUGGUGGUUACGAUGGACGUUGUGACGACGACGCCGAUGCCCGUGGCGCACGGCCGUGGUGCCGAACCUGGGAGUGAUGAGGCACCCGUGACGGCGUGCCUUGUGAGGUGUUGGAGGCGCUUCAAAGUAGCAGUCCGGUCUCAGGCACUGAUGGUCCUAUGGGUAGGCGCUGUCACGGCCAUAUUUUUCGCCACCUACUGCACGUACAAAUACGAAGAGAAGCACUUCUACUUACGCCAAAUACUCGGGGUAGGGCUCUGCUUGUCCCGAGCAACAGCGGCAGUGAUCAACUUCAGUUGCUUCAUGGUGCUCAUUCCAAUGUGCAGGACACUGUUACAGAUUCUCAGUUCCAGGUUGCCCCCGAAAUUUCAUGGGUGUGUGCGGGUAUGCGUGGACCAAGGUGUGAGGCUGCAUGUUCUUUUUGCCGCAACCAUCAUCAUCACUUCAAUCGUCCAUUCUUUGGCGCACCUUGUUAACGCGUGCAACUUUUCUUCUUACUACUCGCACGACUUCGUGGACAUCAAUAUGGCCAGGUAUCCCGGAGAGGAUCCGCUACUGAUGAUACUCAGGACAGUUCCAGGUUGGACGGGACUGGCAAUGGUGUGCCUUCUGGUAUUUCUCUCCGUGGCGUCGCUCAAGUGUGUCAGGAGAUCGUGCUACGAUCUGUUCUGGUACUCGCAUCAUCUUUUAUUACUGUUCCUGGUCUUAGCAAUUUUUCAUCCUCUCAGCGGAGUGCUUAAAGAACAAGUGAACAUUGAAGAGCACGUUCCUGGUUGCCAGUACAUGAACACCAGCAGGAGAGAUGAGAUACCUUAUCCGGAACCACGGCCGGACGUUGGAGUCUGCUUUGUGCCGCCCAUUUUCAUCUCCCAGAAGAGUGAGACGUGGAAGUGGAUGCUGGCGGCCUUUGCGCUCUUCGGCCUGGACGCCUGUUGCCGGCUCUACAGGCGACGCUCGGCCGCCAAGCUUGAAGCGGUCCAGUUACACGGCGCCCCCGCAACAUUCAAGGCCGACGCGUCUGCGCCUGUGGCGGCAACCGCGGCACCCAGCCUCGUACCUGCUCCUGGCGAUGACCCGUACCGAGACGCGGUCGUGGAACUGCGACUAGCCAAGAAAGGGAUGAUCGCCAGGCCGGGACAGUACGUCCUGCUCAACUGCCCGAAGAUAUCUUUGAUGGAGUGGCAUCCUUUCACAGUUACAUCUUGUUCUAAAGGCGGGGACAACACAUUCACGCUACACUUGACUACGAGCGGAGACUGGACAGGUGUGCUACGAACAAAGCUUGUCACCCCGAAAGUUUCUAAAAAAAGUGACAAGGCAUCGUAUCCGAAGUUGUACGUGGACGGCCCAUUCUGUAGCAGGUCUGAACGGAUAGGACGAAGUGCCAUCACUAUUUGCAUCGCCGGUGGUAUUGGCAUUACUCCCUUUGUCUCGUUCUUCAAUCACAUAAUCUCUUCGAAGAACGUGUUGCGAGUUGAACGACUGCACUUAGUAUGGGUCAGCAGAAGCAUCAGCAUGUUCGCAACAUUUGCGGAUCACCUGACCAACUUACACUUUGAGAUGUGGCGACAGAACUUGCCUGAUUUCUUCACUAUGCACCUAUAUGUGACGCAAGGUAGCCCGCAAGAAAUUAUUUCGAAUGAAUUUUGGCAGAAGUACCAAUUACUCGCAAACCGGAUACGCGUCGGAAGACCGGAUUGGUCACGUCUGUUUCGUGAGUGGCAGACGGUAUACCAAAGGCAAAAAGUCGCCGUCUUUUCGUGCGGGCCGGCUUCGCUUAACAAGGAAAUCAAGAAGCACUGUCACAUCGCCACCCUGGCGGGGCACAAGUUCGCCUUCUACAAGGAGAGCUUCGCGUGAGAAUGCUCGGAUGGGCCUCGCGUGCCGGCUGCACUUCCCAGUCAUUGCUUGUGAUACUCGCUGUUUGCGCUGUGCUGUCUUUAGAAGUGACCUGAACUUCGAUCGCCGGUAACUCAAACCGUUCUCCCGUUGUCCAUCGGACUGUCAAGAGCGAACGACGCCCAGCAAGUGCCUCUGCAUGUGAAAGGCUGCAUCCGAGAUGCAUCGGCCCUCCCGUUUCGACGAGUGAUGACUUCCGGGUCGUUUGACCUUUCCUUCAGAGACGUUCUGUUAUUUGUUGUUGACUGCUGUGUUGUGCCUGAUAUCAACUGCUCUGUUUAUUUAUUUGUUAGUUGAUGCUAUUUACCGGCAACGCCCCCGCUAUUACGCGUUUAAGAUUACGUUCAAUUUAACGCGAGAGAGUUCCUUCUGUUGUUUGAAUACCAGAGUUACGUUGUUUUUUUUAUUUGAUGAAUAAAGAUGAGUCCCAGACUUGAGA
Molecule: messenger RNA, 2701 nt
Organism: Rhipicephalus sanguineus (brown dog tick)
Lineage: Eukaryota; Metazoa; Arthropoda; Arachnida; Ixodida; Ixodidae
Product: NADPH oxidase 4
Exons: 18
Coding region: 361-2223 (620 amino acids)
Biological process (GO): defense response; superoxide anion generation
Cellular component (GO): plasma membrane; NADPH oxidase complex
Molecular function (GO): superoxide-generating NAD(P)H oxidase activity
Source: RefSeq, a predicted model, not a curated record